Molecule: messenger RNA, 461 nt
Organism: Haemorhous mexicanus (house finch)
Lineage: Eukaryota; Metazoa; Chordata; Aves; Passeriformes; Fringillidae
Product: EVI5-like protein
Exons: 3
Source: RefSeq, a predicted model, not a curated record
CAGUGCCGGCCGGGGCGGCGGCGGCGGCUCCGCGAUGGCGGCGGCUGCGGGGCUGCCGGUGAGGGGGAAACGGCGCGGAGCCCCCCCGGGAGGGCGGCCGGGGGUCGCCAUGGCCACGGACCGCAGAGCGCCGUGGUGCCGCCGGUGAGGCCAUGGCGUCCCGGCCGGGCAGCCCCGAGGCGGCGCCGCCCGCGCGCCCCCCGAGCGCCGAGCCCGAGGCGCUGAGCCCCGACGAGCUGCAGCUGCUGGCCAAGCUGGAGGAGCAGAACCGGCUGCUGGAGGCCGACUCCAAGUCGCUGCGCUCGGUGAACGGCUCGCGGCGCAACAGCGGCUCCUCGCUGGUGUCCAGCUCCUCGGCCUCGUCCAACCUCAGCCACCUGGAGGAGGACACCUGGAUCCUCUGGGGCCGCAUCGUCAACGAGUGGGACGAGUGGAGGAGGAAGAAGGAGAAGCUGCUCAAG